AUAUUAUUACGUCAAAGUUGGCGCGUUCUUUGGAUAUCAAUAUUGGUUUUAUUUAACAAGUUCAUUUAUUCACAUGUUUUUCGAGUAAUAUAUUAUAAAUGGAGACACCUAAGAGUGCUAGGAAGCCAAAACCUGCUCGUAAUCCAACACCACGACUAUCUGAACGUAAGAAGAGUUUAUUUGUAGAUAGAUAUUCCACACUUGCGGGAAAUGAUGUGAUGGAGGGAAUCGAAUUACUUGAUCCAUCAGAUAGUAACAUGGAAAAUAAGUCUGUCAUGACAAGGAGUAUGCGUAGCAUUGAACCUUCAUUGCAAUCGAAUUGUUCAACCUCCAUAAGUUUUCUCAGCGAUGUGUCAAUUGGAGUAAAAAGCUCUGAAUACACGUCACCUUUACGAAGAAGUCCUCGCAACAAUGUGAAUAAGCAAUCGGAGGGCACUCUUUUAAAACCUGUGGGUGGCAAGGAAAAUACUCUGAAAUAUGCUGAUUUAGAGAGUGCUGACGACCAGCUUCAAAACAUGUUCAACAAAUCGAUGAGGAUAACUUCGCGUCAUUACGAAAAUGCCAAAGCUGAGACACAAAAAAGAAACAUUGAGCAAGUAAAAGAAAGUACGGGAAUGAGUCCUAGAAGGAAAACUGCAAAAUUUUCUAUGAAUGAUAAGGAACUUUCUUCAAUUUCAACUAAAAAGUUUUACUCUGCAUCUCGACCAGGAAACUCACACUCUGAAGUACAAAAGCAAAGCUCUGUACUUUCUAAAAACACUAGCUCUCCUCCAACGAUGAUUAAAAAUAUUUCACCCCGAAGUCGUGGGCGUUUUGAACGUCGCAGUUCUGGGACAGUAAAUAUUAACAAAGGUGUAAAACACAAAAUCCGACGACCCGCGCGCCCGAAUAUUUCAGGAGGAAUCUAUCGCAAGAAGCUGUCUUCUAUAGAAAUAGAUCGAAUUUUAGAGAAUUUGCAUAAUGACAAUUUAAAGAAUCGCAUUGCUUUAAACCGAGAAGAACGUCAAAAUAUAGAAAAGAUACAUAACAUUUUUCGUUCUUGUAAAAAUCCCAUUGAAAUGGCUCGACCGCUCACUGUUAUAUCUGGGAUGGAUGACACUAACAAUAACUUGACGGAUUAUGUUUUGUCUCCGAGUAAAAAAAAUAAAGAAUUUAAAAUUGAUGAAAUUGAUGCCGAUUUCUCCGACAUAGAUAGUAUUUUCGAUGAAUAUGAGGACCUGCCGAACGAAGAGGAAAUCAUUCCUCUCAUUUCUCAUCAGCCCGCCAGCAUAGAAGCUGCAUUAGGUGAAAGUGAAACUGAAGCAAGGACCACAACUCUGACAAAACGAAAGUUUUUCAAAUCUGGUCGUUCUAACCAUACACCAAAAGAAAUUCAUAUAACCGAUAAUAUCAAAGCUUCUAUUUGCAAUGGCAAAUUAUCUCUGAUACCAGAAGAGAAAAAGACGAAAAAGAAACCAAAGCGACGCCCAUCAACAACGUAUGAUAUCACGGAUGAACAAGCUACCGUUGAAGCGAUUUUGAAAAAUUUGAACGACACUGCCUAUAAUGAUGUAGGUAUUGAUAAAGAUAUGAAAAGUAUAUCUAAUUCUGAACAAAAACAAAACCAUACAGCAGAGUCGGGUGUCAUUCAGCUUGACUCUGAUAGAGAUUAUUCAAAUUUCCGUAAAAGGUUGCCGUAUAACACAAAUGAUCCCUCAGUUGUGGAGCAACAGCAUUUAUUACUUGAUUUCCUUAUAAAUAAUAACAUGUGCACAGAAGAAAAUUUCACAAUAUUCAUAGCAGAUCCAGAUAAUCACAAAGAGGAAGCUGCACGAAUUGUUGAUCAAGUGUUUGUAUUAGUCAAUGAGCAGGAUUACUAUCGGCAGCGUAUACCAUAUAACACGAGUGACUCAGAAAUCGAAAUGCAGCAACAUCGAAUGCUUGACUUCCUUAUUGAGAACAAUAUGUGUACGGAAGAAAAUUUUGACAUUUUUAUCGCGAAUUAUAACCUCAGACAUAAAGAGGCAGAUGAGAUAAUGGCUACUAUUCGCAAUCAAGGUAAUGGAAUAUCAUCCAGAAGUGAUUUGAAAAUUGUUUUAUGUGAUGACACGCAACCCAAGAAAAUGAUCACUGAAAAUAACAAUGACUCCAAAAAUACGACAAGCAAUAUUGAAAUUUCACAGGCGACCGCGAAAGUUAUAGAACCUUCCAGUGGUGGAACCCUUUUGCCUUUACCAACUACUCAUUCUGGGGACGACACUGGAGCAGCAAAUUACCCUAUAUUUAAUAAGCAACGGUGGAAACCAAUACAGCAGCAAUCUACGCGGAACUUUGCGCGAUUGUGGAAUUUAGGUCAGGGUACCGAUCAAUACCAAAUCGAUGCAGGUCAAACCGAAUUUGGUGCUCAUCAGUGUAAACAGUGUGGACUUGUUUACAGCAUACACGAGCCAGAAGAAGAAAAACUACACAACGACUAUCAUGCGUCCUUGAACUUGUUGCGUUUUAAGGGGUGGAUCGAUGAAGAUAUUGUAGCUAUUUAUCCAGAAUGGGGUGCAGAUGGCCGUAUAUUACGUAUCACAGAGACCUCGCAUAGUCGACGACAUGAACGCCUUGCUGAUAUCUUGAAGAUUGUCGACAAGGAACUUGGAUAUUCAUCUUAUGUUAUUCCACAAAUUUUUGUUGCAUAUUUGGCGGUACGAAAGUUUCAAAUUGUAGGCGUAUGUUUAGUCGUGCCACUCGAGAAAGCAAAUAAAUUUCUUAAAGUAAAUGGAAUGGAUUGUUGCACCGAAGAAGUGUACCCAGCAAAAUGUGGCAUAUCCCGAAUUUGGGUGUCCCCUCUACAUAGACGCCUGCAUAUAGCAUCAAAACUAAUUCAUGCGGUGCAGCAGAACACGAUAUUUGGAGAAGAGAUACCUCUUGAAAGAAUAGCGUUCAGUUCCCCAACCGAAAAUGGACGGCUAUUUGCUCAGAAUGCAACACAAAUGGAAAAUUUCUUGGUAUACCAGUGAGACAAGUUAUCAAGAUCGAUAUUAAUUUUUGUAUAAUAUAAUUGUGCAGCCCUUAUAUCACAUUCUCAUGAUUGAAUAAUUGAAUCAUGUAUCCUGCAUAGCCAUGGUACAUUAAUUACAGGUAUUGUCUUCCCAGAGAGUUUUGCUUCACAUCGAAAUUCGUGCUCCCUUAUUUUCAUUUUGACUCAGUUCAAUGUUGAUUCUUUUCGUUUUGUUUGGCUUUG
Messenger RNA from Rhagoletis pomonella (apple maggot), 3211 nucleotides. RefSeq names its product N-acetyltransferase eco (gene eco). The record is from RefSeq and is a predicted model, not a curated record. Lineage: Eukaryota; Metazoa; Arthropoda; Insecta; Diptera; Tephritidae. Gene Ontology annotation, cellular component: chromatin; nucleus. Gene Ontology annotation, biological process: mitotic sister chromatid cohesion. Gene Ontology annotation, molecular function: protein-lysine-acetyltransferase activity.